This is a messenger RNA of Humulus lupulus (European hop), 1027 nucleotides long. Its product is annotated as inorganic pyrophosphatase TTM1-like. The transcript is spliced from 6 exons. Lineage: Eukaryota; Viridiplantae; Streptophyta; Magnoliopsida; Rosales; Cannabaceae. Bases 1 to 888 code for a protein of 295 amino acids. The record is from RefSeq and is a predicted model, not a curated record.
AUGUUUAUUAUUGAGCAAAGGGAUCAAAGUGAUACAAUAAGAGAGACAAUCUUGUUCUUUUUCGAUUUUAAGGCAUUCGCUUUUAGCUCAUGCUUUUCUUCUUGGAUAAAGCAAACAGCACAUAUAAAGAUCAUCAACAAAUUUAAUCCCUUCACUGGUUUUCAGAAUCCCACUUAUAUUUUAAAGUCAACUAAGGUUGUAACUAUUGAUGAAAUCAAGGCUGUUAUUUCUGUGGAUCACAAGGAAACUACAGAGGAAACUUAUGACAUUUUUCUUCUUCCUCCUGGUGAAGAUCCUGAAGCAUGUCAGUCUUAUCUGAGGAUGAGGAAUAGAGAUGGAGAAUACAAUCUCAUGUUUGAGGAAUGGGUUACAGAUAGUCCAUUCAUAAUUUCUCCUCGAAUAACUUUUGAAUUUAGUGUGCGCCUUCUCGGAGGACUGAUGGCAUUGGGAUAUACAAUUGCUAGCAUCCUGAAAAGAAACAGCCAUAUCUUCUGUGACGAUAGAGUUUGUGUUAAAACUGAUUGGUUGGAGCAACUUAAUCGUCAAUAUGUUCAGGUGCAAGGGAAAGAUCGACUAUACGUUAAAUUUGUUGCAGAGCAGCUGGGCCUGGAUGGUUCAUAUGUUCCUCGUACUUAUAUUGAACAAAUUCAGCUGGAGAAACUUGUAAAUGAUGUUAUGGCACUGCCAGAUGAUUUAAAGACAAAACUCAGCAUAGAUGAUGAUUUUGCUGCAAGCCCUAAAGAAGCUCUUUCCCGAGCAUCAGCAGAUAGAAGAAUGAAGCAUCUCGACCGAUACUCUCAAUUUUUCUACAAUUUGAUAUAUUUUCCAUCUAAACUGGGAGAAAAUAAGAAAUGGAAAAGAAAAUAUAUGAAUAAGUGUGGAAAUUGAAUAAAUGACCAAGAAGCCAAAGAAAAAGGGUUUCAUUCAUCAUAUGUACUAAACUAGCACUGGUCAUUUUUUUAAAACCUCGGUACAAGAAUACAAAACUAUAACCAUUUCAGUUAGUGAGAGCUUGCAACAGUUUUUA